Molecule: messenger RNA, 7439 nt
Organism: Sycon ciliatum
Lineage: Eukaryota; Metazoa; Porifera; Calcarea; Leucosolenida; Sycettidae
Product: transcription factor 20-like
Exons: 19
Coding region: 101-7045 (2314 amino acids)
Biological process (GO): protein linear polyubiquitination
Cellular component (GO): LUBAC complex
Molecular function (GO): ubiquitin protein ligase activity; zinc ion binding; linear polyubiquitin binding
Source: RefSeq, a predicted model, not a curated record
UUUCUCUUUAUCCUGUCAAGCUAACGUUUUGGUUUAGGGAGAACGAGCAUUUAGAAGCACUAGUGGCGGUGCUGGCUGAAAAGCCUGAGCCUGGAGAAAGAUGAGUUCUAUGAGCGGUGGCUCGCAGCCACUGUGCAGUUGCUGCGAUAGCGGCGGAUUUGUCCCUGAAGUCGACAAUCGUCACUUGAGCCAAGGUGUGGGCGCAGCGCAAUGCCAGUCUUGCAAACACACGGCGAUAUCUCAUCGAAAGACGGAACACAUCCCUUACCCGACAGUGCGUCCGGCGCAACCUUCCCGACCUGCUCUUCCGCAGGAGACUGGCGUUUACCGUGAGCAGAAGCAGCAGCGAUAUGAUACAACACAACCGGAGCACGCGUAUCAUCAGCGACCUGGUGGGGAACGAACACCAUCAGUAAUGCCAAUUCCGGGCGUUCAGCCAACGAGUGUCUUUCCUGGCAGCGACCCCGCGCAUCCUCCAGGCAGUGGCAGACCUUCAUAUGACCGUCCAAAUGAAGGCCAGCGGCAGGGAGCACCUCUGCCUCUGGGAACAUCAAAUGGCAUAGAGCAAAAUCAGCAGCAACACCAUGUAGUUGAAGCUGGCUUUACACCACGACAGCGCGUAGAGAGCAUGUACCGCACGCCAGAGCAGCAUACUAGCACGCAGUCUCGCAGAGAGCGAGCCAAAGCACUGGUAACGCUCAUGGAUGCUGACGAACGCUACAAAACGGUCGAUAUGGAUCAGCUGAUGGAGGCCAACCGUGAGACCCACCAUCAGCAGUAUGGUACGAUCAUGGCUGAUGGUAUGGAUGUCCUGGAGCGCUAUGCGUUCAACUUGCUGCGCGAGACCAGACCGGAUGGGUGGCGAACAAUACGAUGCAGCAACACGGUGUACAAGACACGGAUAUUACCAAUGGUGGGUGCGCAGGUUUUUCUAAACAUCCUCGGCUACACACAGGUCACAGAGCAGGAGCUCUCCUUCCCGCCCGACACUAUUCCUAAUCGGGCCGUGGUCGUGGAACUUGCCGCCGACAUGAUACUGGCCUACGCGGAAAUCGAGCUGCGCAUGCAGGGCCUUUGGUCCGACGUGGACACACUGAUGUCUGGUCAGCCUCUGUCCCAGCCUGGACACCAGCAGCAGCAGCAACUCAACCAAGCAGCAGCGCCUGGUCGGGGUGUGAUGGACUCAGCGCAGUUCCAACGUGGUGCUUACCUUGGCACAGACCGAAAGGCAGCACCGCAACCCACGCUGGAUCCACCGCUACAGCGGCACCAGCAGCCAUUUCAGCAACAAUACCAGCACCACCAGCAGCAAGCCUUGCGACAGCAGCCUGUUCAGCAGCAACCUCUUCAACAGCAGCCCCUGCAAUAUCAACCCCUGCACGAACAGCCCCUGCAGCAACAACCCCCGCAGCAGCAUCCCCUGCAGCAACAACCACCGCAACAGCAGCCCCUGCAGCAACAAGAACAGCCCAUGCAGAAACCAUAUCCGUUUGGUUUUGUUCAGCCACCUGCAGCCACAAAUGCUGGGGAAGCACACAUGCCAGAAGCAUUGCAUCCGCUUCCCGCUACCCGGCAGGAUUCCCAUUUGCCAAAUUUCGAGGUUCAAAAGCCGAUUCCACAAGGAGACGUGCAUCCGGAGAGGUUUAGGAACCACCAAUCAGAUCUGUCUUCCUCCGGUCCACAGCAGACUGGAGCAGAUAGCAGGCAAGGUACAGCACACUAUCAAGAACGCAGCGAGCCAAAGGCACUGCACGCACACCCACCAGCGCCAGACAGGCAAGACCAGGACAGGUACCAGUUGCCACCUCUGGACAUACAGUCAAACCAGCAGAUGCACCAGCAACAGCAGAGUGGUGCCGAGCAGCAUCUUCCAAGACAACCGCAGCAUUCCAACCAGCAGCACAUGAGCUCGGACCCUUUGCACGAAAACAGUAGUUUGCCUCCCGGUGUCCCUGGGCAAGCUGGCAAUAUGGCCAGCUCUGCAGCAAGCAGCAGUGGACAGGAGCUGCUUAGCCAACAGUCCAGUCCAUAUCAACACCUUCCAGGUGCCAUUGGCAGUCAGAAUCAUCCAUUGGGAGCAUCUGGUCGCAUGCAACUGCCGAAGAUUGACCUACAGAAGUCAGCUAUCGGCUCAGGUGAUAACCAAACUGUGUCGCUCAUCACACCGGAUGUAAUUGGAGUGGUCGGCUCAGGGGAGGCCUUUCCACAGACGACGGCGCCGAAACAAGUGCCUGUUGCUGCAGCUUCCGAAGUAGCUGCUGAAUACGGCACCACGCCCCGCAGUGGAGAGAGUGUUCAUCGACGAAGUUCCGGCAGUUUUCCACAAACACCUACUACUCCUGCUACUCCAGCCAGCAGAACCUCUUCUCGUCCAACAAGCAGUAGCUCUGACCGUCAGAUGUGGUCUGCGCAGCAGCAGCAGCGGCAGCAUUCUUCUGAUUCAUCCUCGUCUCCCGCAGCAGUGACAACACCCCAGGGUGGAUUCCAAUCAACUCAGCGACCCAUGUCGGGACAACAGCCGCAGCAGCGGCAGUAUGCAGGACAGCACUCUGGCGUCAUGCCUGCUACACCGCCACAGAGGUACUCGUCGCGUGACUCUGGGCCGCAGCACCCACAUCAGUACUCCGGUCAGCAGAGCUACUCAUCCGGCGAGUAUCCAUAUCCGCCACGCACCAAUAUGUCUGGCCCGCAUUCAGCGCAGCUGCCUGGUGGCAUACAGGCACAGCAGAGUGCUGGAACUGAGCAUGGUCAUCAGUCCGGCGGACAUCACUCCAGCGGUCAUCAAUCCAGCGGCCAUCACUCGGGGCCGAGGAAUCACUCUGAUCAACAUUCGGGCUAUCAGUCAAGUCACCAUUCCGGACCAAUACACCACUCGGGACAACACCAACCUCACUCGGGACAACACCAACCUCACUCGGGACAACACCAACCUCACUCGGGACAACACCAACAUCACUCGGGACAACACCAACGUCACUCGGGACAACACCAACCGCACUCGGGUCAACACCAACCUCACUCGGGCCCGCAUCAUUAUUCUGGCCAGCUCCAGCAUGUUGAGCCUCAGCCGCAGCGUGUCUCUGGACCACAGCAGCACUACCAAGAAGGAGCUACAAAUAUCCCCGGAGCUGUGCCUUCGGGAGCAGGACUCACAAGCACGGGUGCUUCGCCCAGCGGCCCUCAGGCUGCGGCAGUGCAUCAACCGUUUCCGGGACCGGACCAGAACAACUUAAACAUAGCCUCUGCAAGUCGUGAUGGUGCGUAUGCUGGGCAGCCUGAUGGUUACUCACAAGAUGCAGGUCCUCAUUCAACACCUCACUCUGGCGAGCACCGGCGAUUUGCUCCUGGUCAAACUUUGAAUGAACCGAAACAUGUUACUACUCCACGUAGUGCUUCGGGCAGCAAGCGACGCCCUCCCCCACCUCUUGGCACUGCCAGGCCUUUGACCGUGGAAGGUUUGAAUCAAGGUGCAGCUGGUUCGCUGAAGCCUGAUUCUUCUAGCAGCCUGAACCAGUCCAUCGUCCUGCCUGCCAGUAGACAAGAUCCGGGUGUUAUCGGUGCAGCGGUAACGCCAUCACAGAUGGCUGCCGGAGUGGACCUUUCCACCCCGGGCGCGUCUGCUAGCCGGCCGCACAGCCGGUCUAGCGGGAGGGCAGAGCCAGUCCAGUGUGCAAUGUGUCAUGAGAACGAGGCAACCUUCAUGUGCAGCAAGUGCCCCCUGAGUCCGUUGUGCGAGCGCUGUGACGAGAUCAUGCACAAGCCCCGACCGGAUCACCGGCGUCAACGGAUAAGCCGUCCUGGAUCGACCCCGUCCCAGGGCUCAACUCCUCCGCAAAGGCCAGACGCAGCAGGUCCGCCGCAAAGCAGUAACUCGGCAACCUCAAGCUCUCCCUAUGCGGAACCCAAUCAGCGACUGCAGCAGACUGUCGGCAGCAGGCUUUCAACGUUGCGUGAAGCCAUUUCUCCACAGUCUAGUCUCGGCACGGCAGCAGCACCAGCAGAGACAUCAGCAGCGACAGGAAACGCCGAUAAUUCCCAGCAGGCCUUUGUGGCGCGGACCGAACCGGCACGAAAGUCACAAGCUCAGGCGUUACUCAAGCAAGAGGCAAAGCUGGAGUACGAGGAACAUAUGCGUGAAAGGGAGAGGCAAGCAACAUUUUCUAACCUAGAUCAGGCACGCGCGUCAUCGAAUGAACGCCAAACACUCCAGGACACUUCCUCGGGAAGCGAUGCAGAUGUCUUUGUUUCGGCCCCGUCAUCACCACAGUCUGGGGUGCCCAGCACAAGCGAGUCCCCCAGACCAAAUCCCACUCCAAGACCACGUGCCGGAUCCAAGCCCAGCUCGCAGACACCCCCCAAGCCAGUACCACAAGCUAGACCGAGAAAGAAGGCACCUUCGCUGCCUCCCCAGGAACCGUUGCAGCCGCAGAAACCAUCACAGCAGCCAAACCAGCCAUCACAGCAGCCAAACCAACAGCCAUCACAGCAGCUGACUGCUGAACUGCAACGGCCCGAUGUAUUGCAGAACCUAAACCGAAAUGAUCAGGCUACACAGUCUCAGAAACCAGUUUCAAACCAACAGCCAAGCUUUCAGCAGACGCAGCCCUUACAGCCGCCGGAGCAGCAGCCGCCGCAGCACCGGUCGCAAGCACAGCUGCACCGGCCAGUCCAACAUCAGCCAAACCAGCAUCCACGUACCCUAGAUAUGACCUUUGAAGUAGUGCAGAAGUCCCAGAAUGAUCAAGAUAACGUCACUAGGGCUCCAGCAAAUGGCCAAAUGGAAGUUCCCAAGGCAGUAAAUGGCCAAGCCGAGGUCCCCCAAAGGCCAAUUGGACGAACUCAAGCCUCGACUAAGCCCAGUGGUCAAGAUGAGCUGGCAAGGGAGCCACAUAGUACAACUGGUACCGGGCCAUCAGACUGUGGUGCAGCAGCCCAAGGCACUGGUAAUGCUCCGGCCUACACAGUAGAAACUCUUGCAUCUCCCGAGCCAAACCAACCUACCAUUGAUCGCCUGAAAGUGGAGAAAGAGCGUACUGAUGGAAUGCAGUUUAUUCUCUGGAUGAAGGAGAUUGAGCGUGUGGGCACUUUCACGCCAGAGGACUUGAACAACGCCUAUACGUUUUUGUUGCAAUGCGCCUACGAUGACAACGGGGUCCACAACAAGUCGCUGGACAUUCCCAACCCGGUGCAGUGGCUCUACGGACGUGGAUUCGCCGAACACUGCCAGCUGGUAUGCCGGCGUGCAGUGGAGAUCAGUCCCAUCGUGCACACGAUAUCGAAGCAGGAAGCGCAGCACUACCUGCGGCUCAACGAGAUGAGUGCUGUGCGCGCUGCCCUGGUGGUGGUCAAGGAGCGGCAGAAAAAUGCGGCUGCCAUCUGCGAAGAGCUAUCAGUGCAGAUUGAAGUGGCCCAUCAGGCCCUGUGGGAAGCUGAUGGCGAUGUCGAGGCGGCCCAUCGUGGCAUCGUGCGUCACCAUCUGCUGGCCAAUCACUUGGACCGGCUGUGGCAUCAAACCGACGUGGGUUGCCGCGUCUUCACCGGUGAAAGUGGAGAGUCCAGGAAGUAUCCGGAGGUGAUCCAGGAGAAAGGUGCAGAGAAGCAGCAUCGCAUUCGCUGCAUCAUGUCCGAAGUUGUCGGCCUUGGCAACGUGAAUAAGGCUGAGCUUGCUAUCCUCAUCCACGACGAGGGCUUGUCGGAUGAUGUCAUCGACGUGGUGGAAGCAGCGCGGCAGACUAACUGCAUUGCCGAAGCACAGCGCUUCCUGAAAGUCGAGUGCCAGAUCUGCUUCACAGACCAUCCGCACCGCAGGAUUCUGUCGACUGGUUACUGUGAGUGUCACGUGUGCUCUGACUGCCUGCGAGAGUACUACAAGGUCUGCAUCCUGGAAUACAACCUCAUCCGCUUUGUUUGCCCAGUGUGCCUAAUGCCAAACGUACUGCAGAUGGCCGAGGACGUUACCUAUCUGCAAGACUACCUCGGCUGCCUGGAUAUCUUUCUACGCAACCUGCUGCCCAUAGACCAGCAUGAUCUGUUUCACAAGAAGCUGGCCGACUUCACUAUGCAUCGUAGCAGUGAUUUCCGCUGGUGUCCACAUUGCAAUAACGGCUUUGUGAACGAAAUACCGGAUCGCUUCUGUGUGGCAUGUCCCACGUGUCGUGAGAGCAGUUGCUUCAAGUGCAAAGUCAAGUGGGAGGAACAGCAUCAAAGUAAGUCCUGUGAGCAGUUUCACCGCUGGAAGACAGAGAACGAUGAAGAGUAUCAGCAAAAGGGCCUUGCUGCUCACUUGGCAGAGCAUGGCAUCACCUGCCCCAGCUGCCAUUUCCGCUACGAGAUGUCACGCGGUGCCUGCAUGCACUUCACGUGCUCGCAGUGCAAGCACGAGUUCUGCAGUGGAUGCAACAAUCCGUUCAUGCGCGGGGAGGAGUGCGGUCGGCCCAAUCACAAAGCCAUGGGUUUCCACUGCCACUGUCCACGGGACUGCCUGUCUCGGCUAAGGGACUGCGACGUCGCGCAUCUCCAAGACAUCUUGAAGAAGAGCGGAGUCGAGUAUCGCACUCAGCCGACCGAGGCACAGAUACGGCAAGCGCAAGAAUCUGCCGGAGACGACGGUGCUCAAGUCAAGUGCUCCAUCAGCGAGCAGAAACAGGACGGGACGCGGCUAUUCGACGAGCUCUGCGGGCGCGAUGCCGUCAACGACCAUGCCGGAUUGUGCGAGAAGCACUAUAAGGAGUAUCUGGUCCAUGUCAUCAACAGCCAUGCUCUUGAUCCAGCACCCUUCAUGACCAUUGGUGAGCUAUCCAUUGUGAUUCGACAGAAUGAGCUUGCUGAAGAAACUCCGAAGCGCACAGACGAUGUGACCGAGGACCAGCACCGCGAGCUGCUCCUUCAGUUUGUCCAGGACCGGAUUCGGCUUACUCGUGAGAAGAGUGUUUCCGCCUUUGAUGCCGGAGAUGACGGCGGUUCCGCUGAUGAAUCCGACAGCGGCAAUGAUGCUGGAGAUAGUGCUGACGGGGAGUCAGGUGAAGAGGCGAUGGAGGAAGCUUGACAAACUGCACUUGUUUUAAAGUCUUCAGGGACCGAAGAAUUCUAUUUUGAGCAGUGUUUUUAAUCUCCAUUUCCGUGUUCAUAUUAGGGCAAAGUGCAUCCAUGAUCUUUUAUUAGGCAGAUGAUGAGAGUGCUUUUGCCCAUUGAGAAUAUUUUUAAUAUAGAAGUUUAUACUGUAAUUCUCAUUGCUGGUGGCCAAUUCCGUUUCUUUCCUUUCUCAUUUUUUUCUUUUCCUCUUUUUCCAAUCCAGCAAGGGCUAGACGUUCCAGCCCCUCCCCCCCCCCCCACCCCACACACACACUCCUUCUACCCAAAUUAUGAACAAUAUUCUAUUGACCAUUGUUGUGCUGUCUUACUUGAUAUGAAAUAUUUUUGAGUAUUGGUCGAGUUCCUUG